This is a messenger RNA of Eriocheir sinensis (Chinese mitten crab), 2271 nucleotides long. RefSeq names its product ras-related protein Rab-18-like. Gene Ontology annotation, molecular function: GTP binding; GTPase activity. Bases 135 to 755 code for a protein of 206 amino acids. Lineage: Eukaryota; Metazoa; Arthropoda; Malacostraca; Decapoda; Varunidae. The record is from RefSeq and is a predicted model, not a curated record. The transcript is spliced from 5 exons.
UAGUCCCGUGGUGUCCGUGAAGGUCCCCCAGCUGGCCGAGGUAAACAGUGCAGCCAUUGUUGUCAGCUGUCCCUUCAGGCGACCCGGACAGCCCCAGCAAGUGUUCCUCCUCGCCUUUGGUCACACCCAGAGCAAUGGCAGACCAAGACAUAUUAACCACGCUCAAGAUCCUCAUUAUCGGCGAGAGUGGCGUUGGGAAGUCGAGUCUUUUGCUUCGGUUCACUGACGACACAUUCGACAUCGAGCAGAGUGCAACCAUAGGGGUUGAUUUCAAGGUCAAGACGAUCACAGUGGAUGGCAACACGGCGAAACUGGCAAUAUGGGACACGGCAGGGCAGGAGAGGUUUCGCACCCUGACUCCCAGCUACUACCGCGGGGCACAGGGCGUGAUCCUGGUGUAUGACGUGACCAAGAGGAGCACCUUCGCCAAGCUGGACAUGUGGCUCAACGAGCUCGAGACUUACUCCACCCGCACCGACAUUGUUAAGAUGCUGGUGGGGAACAAGAUUGAUAAGGAGAAGGUUGAGGUGAGCCGGGAAGAUGGACUCAAGUUUGCCCGCCGCCACGCCAUGCUGUUCAUCGAGGCUUCAGCAAAGACCAGGGACGGCGUGCAAUGUGCCUUCGAGGAGCUUGUACAGAAGAUCAUUCAGACUCCAGGUCUUUGGGAAAUGGACCACCGGCCUCAAGGCAGCUUCAGUGUCACCACCCAGGGCCACGAACAGGAGAACUACUGCAGCUACUGUUCCGUGCUCUAAAGGCCUCUAGCACUGUCGGUAAGCCUGUCCUUGUGCUGUAGGCUUCCCCGUGACACUUGGUGCAUCAUCGACUAACAGGAGGAAGUGGAAGCUUAGGAAGAACCUCACCCGUUGCAUUUCCACCCGUGGGCAAGCUUGUUUUCCUGCCCCUGGCUUUCCCAUGACACCUGGUGCAUCGUGACUCCUUGGAGGAAGUGAAGUGUUGUGUACAGAGAACUUCAUUGAUGGAUUUGCAUUUUUAAGGGUUGAAGAGGAGGAUGUCUUUGGCUCACAGGCUCACCAGUGGCUUGAUUGUGAGUCUCUAGUCCUUGUUUAUUGGGGCUGUGUAACUCUCCAAGCCUUUGUACACUCCAAGGAUGUGUUUCAGCUCAUAAACAUCACUCCAGUUCAUGGUCAUGCUAGGUUAAAACUGUUCUGGGGCAACUAAACUUAAGUACUGUAAUGAAAUUGUUUAAAAAGGUCUGUUAUUUUUUUUUUUGACAAUGGAUUUUGUUUGUGUGUACGUGUGCGUCUGUGUGUGUCUGUAUAAUAAUCUUAACAAGUAAAUAAUGCACUUGAGAUUGCAUACAUGACAUGAGUGAAAAAGGAUGACUUUGUAAAGAGAAUAUGAGGGCAGGGUUGAAGGAGAGGGUGUCAGGGGAAGACCACCAGUGAAAUGGAUCAAUGGAAUGGAUGAGUAUUGGAGAGAGGGAGUUGGCAGGCGAAAGAUCGAGUAUGCUGGAGGAGGGCAAGUAGGAAACACUUAUGCCGUGGCCACCCCCGUGAGAGAACAGAAGUCCAUAUCCUUAAAUCUAUCAGUCUUCUAUUAUGACUACUUUUGAUAGUCACAUGGGGAAGGUUAACCAGGCUUUCAUGGGCAAUUUUCCCGUUCAUGAUGCAGAAGUCGUGUAAAACUAUCAAUAGGAUCACAAAACACUCCAUGAAGACUCCAGCAACUUCUACAAGUGGCUUUUCAAACAGGUAAACUGAGGUGCCGAUACGUUUAAAGAAUAUGGGUUAGUGAUAGAUAGGUGAAAGAGGGAAGAAACGAGAGAAAGGGAGAAAGGAAGAUUGAGUGUCAGAAAUAGAUAGGUGAGAGAAAAAGAGAUAGAGAGAGAGGAAACGAUGUGAGGGAUAUUUCUGGGUCCUAAUUUUCCUGGUGUGUCUUAAUUGGACUGAUGCGCAUGAGCAGACCAACUCGCCUUCCCUUCAACAUCGGCUACCAAGGUGCUCGGCUUGGUCCAGGGUCGCACAACUGUCCUUUUUCUCGUGGAUCUGAAGACAUAAUUUUGGGGGAGUCGGUGAGCAUAUGUGUUGAUUAUUUAAAUGUGGAGAAAGUGCUCUGUUAAUAUUUUUAUCUGCUUUAUGUUUAGUCAGGCCAGUCUUUCAAAAAGUGGUAAGUUUAUGCAGAGGGUUCGAAUGCAGGUCAUUGCUUUUUUAUUUGGGUCUUCAGUAUAUCAUUUCGCAUGUAUCAUAUUUAGUGUAAGCAAUAAUUUUCAGUUUUAAGUUACUAAUAAAUAUUUUUGUCAUCUUACAA